AUGACGAUGCCUUAUCACGCGGUUCGGUGCCAACGAUUCGGCGUCGCCACGACCAUCCGUGACACGGUAAAGUUCAUGCUUCGAGACUUUGCGGUCGAGACGGGCUUCGCGGUGACGUUGUUCACACAGUUGGAGGCGGUUCGAGCGAGACUGCAGGGACAGCCGGUGGUGGGAGAGGGGACACGGGCUGGGGGACCGCUGGAGCAGAGGGGCCAGGCGGGACAGCAGGGUGGUGGGGGGCACUGGGGACAGCAUCAGCUGCGGGGUCGGGUGGCGCGAGGGGCGGGUUGGCAGAGGGGACAGCAGGGGGAGCAGACGGGCCAUGACGGGGAGGGGGGACAGCAGAGGCCGCAGGCCCAGGGCACCGCGCCUCCGGGUUUGAGCUCAAGGGUGGGGCAGGGGCGGGAGCAGCAAAGAGCGGACGGAGGUGCAGGGGGGGCAGCGGGAUCGGGAGGGGAGGACCAGGGAGUGAGAGAGGUAGCAAGGGAUCGAGCAAAGGGGUUGGCAGGGGUAGGGGAGGGUAGAGAGGGGGAGGGGAGAGGACAGGUGGGUGGAGGAGAAGACAGGGGGAGAGAGACGACCGGAGAGGAGGCACCGAGGGACCAGACAGAGCAGCAGCCAGCGCCGUAG
Messenger RNA from Closterium sp. Yama58-4, 630 nucleotides. Lineage: Eukaryota; Viridiplantae; Streptophyta; Zygnematophyceae; Desmidiales; Closteriaceae. The record is from the annotation of a GenBank genome assembly.